Capra hircus (goat) is the source of this 1852-nucleotide messenger RNA. RefSeq names its product paraneoplastic Ma antigen family like 1 (gene PNMA8A). The record is from RefSeq and is a predicted model, not a curated record. NCBI's taxonomy places the organism in Eukaryota, Metazoa, Chordata, Mammalia, Artiodactyla, Bovidae. The transcript has 2 exons.
AUGGCGGGAGCAAGUGCGCAAGCGCGCAUUGAGAUGCCUGCCUCGGCUCCGCGCGGUUGCUGGGACCUAGCCGAGGCGCCUGGAGUCCUAGCGGGGGCGGACACUGGCGUCCUGGGCCAUUCGUCCAGAGCAUCUUUGCUGGAGCGCCCCGAGCUGGCACCUGGCCAGCCCGGAGGCUCCUCCUCGGCUCGAUUGCUGCUUAGGGACCGCUGCAGGAGCGAUCCGCCUCGUAGACGCUUCAAGCACACCUGGGAAUUGAGCCCCGCGGUGUCCACGACCAUGGCGGCGAACCUUUUGGAGGACUGGUGCCGGGGGAUGGAAGCGGACAUCCACAGGUCCCUGUUGGUCACGGGCAUCCCAGAGGACUGUGGCCAAGCGGAAAUCGAGGAGACCUUGAAUGGGGUCCUUUCCCCGCUGGGCCCGUACUCCGUACUCAACAAGAUUUUUUUGAGGGAAGAAAAUGCCAAAGCUGCCCUCGUUGAGGUUGGGGAGGGUGUGAAUCUGAGGGCCAUACCCCGGGAGUUCCCAGGAAGGGGGGGCAUCUGGAGAGUGGUCUGUAGGGACCCCACCCAGGAUGCUGAGUUCUUAAAAAACCUGAAUGAAUUCCUGUACUGGGAGGAGCGCACCUUGGAGGAUGUGGUGCGCCUGCUUGAACUCAGCAGGGCCUCACCACCCCAGACCCAGAAUCGGUCCCCCGAGAACUGGGCAGAAGCUUUGGGGGUGCUUCUGGGGGCUGUGGUGCAAAUCAUCUACUAUAUGGAUGCCGAAACACGCAGCCAGGAGGAAGCUAGGGCGCAAGAGCUUGCCAAGCCCCAAGUGGUAGCAUCCUUGGCUUCAGCAGCAGGGGGGAAGGUCAAGAAGAAGCCAGGGAGGGCUGCAGAGAGGGGCAGGGGCUCUGCCUUGAAGAUGGAGAACCCGGAUGGCUGGAAUGACGUGGCAGAUGGGGGUGACGGUCCUAAAACUUUGGUUCGAAAGGCUGGAGCUCUGAUUCACUCCAGGAGGAAGAAGCAGAAAAAAACUCCCAAGCAGGAACCAGUGCCCUGGAAGAAAUCCCAAGGCAGCCAUUCCCACAGCUUGGCCUCCCUGAAGCAUCCUGCAGCUGAUGGUGGUAAAAAUAGGGAGAUGUUAGAACGUGUCAGGAGCAACAAAGAGCCAUGUGUGAAGCAGGAGGGGUAGGCUUUGAAGAAGCCCCCAGUAAAAUGUGCCUGGAAGUUUCCCAGCAACCCACCUUGUGUAGCUGCAAGCUGGGGAGUUGCCUCUGAGUCAGACCAAGAUGGUGUUCUGGAGGGCCCCCCAAAGAAGAACGCCAUGGGCUGGGCCUCGGCAAAGAGCCCUGCCCACAUGAGGAAGAAAAAGAAGGUGAGCCUGGGCCCUGUCUCUUAUGUCCCUGUCGAUUCAGAAGACCUCAGGAAGAAGCCAGAGGUUUCAAAGAAAGGGCCAGGCCUCGGCCGGGAUGCACCGGACCAGAAGGCUCCCGGGGACCCUCAGCCCCAUGAGUCACCAACCUCAGCCUCACAGGGUCCAGAGGCCAAGCCACAAGGCCCUCCUCAUGCCUCCAGUGGUGAGCAUGACAUCAGAAGUCAUUUGGGGUGUGUCAACAAGUGGAUGGAGGGGGAGGAGCAGCAGGGGAAGGCGGGGGCACAGGAACCCAAGGGGGCAGAGGGGCAGAUGGUGGGUGAGGACCCUAGUGCAGUGGAGGAAGCAGGUGAGCCACCAACUGAGGCCUCAGAGGCUGAGAGCCCUGACCCCCCGUCCUAGGAGCUCCUGAAGGCCGACACCUGGGGACACCUGUGGAGACAGGAGGUCGGAGCAAACCCACUCAGCCAUCCCUUGUAGAUAAGUGUGUCUCCGU